GCCCACCCCUGCUCUAGAACAUACAACCCUACAACUGUUUCUUGAGUAGUGUGAUGGUUGGACAUCCCCAUCUUAUCUAUACUUUCGUACUUUGGAGAGAUGAAUGAAGCACUUUCAAGCAUAUGGAAACUGUUCCUAAGGAUGAACCAGACUUGUUCACAAAUGUCUGUCUGAUAUCUUGGCUGACUUCUUAUUUUUAUUGUGUCAAGCAAGAAAGAAAUGUGUUCCAGUCAGUUUUAACACCCCCUCCGUCCACAAUCUUGUGGUUUCUGUUGGUUCCUGUGAUCUGAAUCGAUGAGGAUGACGUCAUGGUCCUUGUUUCGAAUGUCGGGAACGCGCCCUGGGUAGGAGGCCGCGCGUUCUGCUGGGGACACAACUUGUUCAAAUCUAAAGCUCAAGGUCGUUGACAGCCUCCGGUACCUUGGAUUUCAGGAAUAUCCUCUCCCACCCCCCUUCCCCCUCUGUCAGAGCAUGGCUCAGGAGACCAAUCAGACGCAAGUGCCAAUGCUUUGCACUAUGGGAUGUGGUUUCUAUGGUAACCCUCGCACCAAUGGCAUGUGCUCUGUCUGCUACAAGGAACACCUGCAGAGACAACAGGGAGGGGGACGAUCCAGCCCUCCCGGAGAGAAAGCUGCUACAUCACCAUCAGGAUCACCAACAUCAGCGACUGUAACUGUGGAAGACACAAACUCAGAGCUUAGUACAGAAGCAGCAGGAACCCAAGCUGAGGAACAAACAACCAGUCCCAGCUCUCCGAGCCCAGUAACUCAACAGAUGACAGCUAUGAGCAUCUCCCCAGACUCAGGGGCUGUAGACUCCGAUCGAGCAGUGGUUGAGGGAGGAGAAGAAGAGGAGGAAGAAGAGGAGGAGGGCACAUCCAAUAGCACAGAACCUGUGGGUGAUGAUGCACAAGCUUCUUCUGAAGGUGACCAAACCCCUGAUAAGAACAAGAAAAAGAACCGCUGCUUUUCUUGCCGGAAGAAAGUGGGCCUUACUGGUUUUGACUGUCGCUGUGGCAACCUGUUCUGUGCCAUCCAUCGCUACUCUGACAAACACGACUGUCCAUAUGAUUACCGUAGUGCAGCUGCUGCACGCAUACGCAAGGAGAACCCCAUCGUGGUGGCUGAAAAAAUUCAGAAGUUAUGAGGACUAAGUGCAAUAAAAGUCUCUAAGACUUUGUGAAUUUGAACAAUGGCAACUUGGAUGAAAAACACCCGACAUCGUGGCUUCAUUUCUUCAAGGUAGUCGAAGGCGGGCGGGGUGGGGCAACGUGGUCGCAGCAAAAGUCAAGACACGCCCCUUACUAGUAUUUCCUUCCCUCUCUUUCUCUUGCUCUCUCUCUCUCUCUGCUAGUGACUGCAGCUAAAUCUGAGUGUCAGUGUUUUGGGCUUGUAUGGGUGUGUGUGCGCGUGUGUUUGCAUACAUCUGCUUGAGAGUUAGGGAGAGAGUAGUAGGGGCUUGAUGGACAUUUGUUUUGCCAUGGGGAGGGAAGGGAUUUCAUUUUAGGCCUUUUUGUUUCUCAACUUAGAGGGAUCGUGUUAGUCAUUUUUAUUUGUACAAUCCCUGUGGGUCAUUGAAAUAAAAUGGGUAUAAGCAGUUUGGGAAUGUGCCACAGCCUGGAUAAUGAAACCAUUUUAUUCAUAAGGUGUUAGUUCAAAAAGAGAAACAAAAAAAAAUCAUGUGUCAGACCUUUUUAAGGGCUUUGGAAUAUUUUUUGUCUUAGACUUUAAAAUUUCUGUAUACUUCAUUUUGAAAUUGCUGUUUUCCCCUCUCUUUAGCUCCCAUUCUUUGGAUCACCACAUGUUGAAGUCCGAAGGCUCAGAAUUUUUUUUUUCCAAACAUUUCUUUCUUUACGUUGAAAUGCACGGAUACUGGGUACAUGAACAGCUAUUGAUUGGGGAGGGAAAGGUCAGAGCUGAUGGAGAACCUCGACUUAACCGAGUGAUUGAAUCCUGUUUUUUUUUUUUGUUUUUUUUUUCCUGUUUUAAUGAGCGUAUGACUUCAGAAGAUCUAUAUUAAUAUAUUCUAGUUAGCUUGAAUUGUGUGACUGCAUUCUAUUUAUUUUAUAUUGUUUGGUUGGUAUGUACUGGAGGAUUGGCAGCAUGUGUUAGCAGAUUGUUAGGAUUUGCACUUUGCAGUUUUAUUUAAUAAAUUCCAUCCUUGCUCUAUAACCAUGAAAGUAAAAUAAUACAACCUCUCUUAUGGAUUGGAGUGCUGCAAUCUGCGCAUUAAGAUUGCCUUUUUUCUCUUUUUUUUUUUUUUUUUUUUUUUUUCU
Molecule: messenger RNA, 2275 nt
Organism: Gambusia affinis (western mosquitofish)
Lineage: Eukaryota; Metazoa; Chordata; Actinopteri; Cyprinodontiformes; Poeciliidae
Exons: 7
Coding region: 472-1146 (224 amino acids)
Molecular function (GO): DNA binding; zinc ion binding
Source: RefSeq, a predicted model, not a curated record